AUGUAACUAUAAUCUGUACUUGAUCGGGGCCGGUUGCUUCUUAAAUUAUAGAUUAAAUUUUUUACUUGUGUCUAUGAUGUUAAAUAUUUUAUAGAUUAACUUUAAUUUCUAAGAUUUUUGUGUUAAAAUUGAGUUUCUAUUAGUUUCAUAAAAAAUGACGUUGUAUCAUUUUGGUAACUGUGUCACUUUAUUAUACGUGCCACACUAUUUAACGUACAAAUACGCAAAUCUAUCUGAGUAUGGAGCAUUUUGGAAGUGCAUACAAGGAGGUAUUAUCUAUACAUUUACCCAACUGUGCAAGAUGUUGAUUUUAGCAACGUUUUUUCCGGCUAAUGAGGCGUCUAUAACCACAUUGAGUUUAACGAAUUUCCUCAAAAGCUCCGUUGAUUUAGCAGAUAUUGCUGGAAUCUAUGUUAUAUUGCAAAGCAUACCUGGCAAAGGGCAUGCUAAAGUAAUGACAGCAGGUAUUGGCUGGGCGGGUGCUGAAAUAUUAUUGACCCGAUUUCUGCUCUUAUGGGUGGGUGCAAGAGGCACUGAAUUUGAUUGGAAGUACACACAAAAAUGUCUGGAAUCUAAUAUAAAUUUGAUGCAUCAUAUAAUGACUGCUGCAUUAGUUUGGUUAUGGUCCAGACACGAUUUAUCCAAAUUACAAUCAAAAUUUUCACCAUUUGCUGCGGUUAGCAUUCUUCUAUUGCUGUCUGUUUACCGUUCAGUGGUUAUAGACACUCUUGCUGCUUGGCUUUUAAUUGAUCCCUGGUCAAUAAUCGCUAUCAAAGGAGUUUACACAAUUGUUUUAGGUUUAAUCAUGCUAAAAUAUUAUACUAGACUUUCGACAUUAAUUGGAAUGUAUUAAAACAAAACAAACAAAAAUAAUUAUAUAAAUAUUCAAAAUAAAAAUAUACACAAACUUUAACUGUA
Rhopalosiphum maidis (corn leaf aphid) is the source of this 918-nucleotide messenger RNA. RefSeq names its product transmembrane protein 147. The coding region runs from base 155 to 853 and encodes 232 amino acids. Lineage: Eukaryota; Metazoa; Arthropoda; Insecta; Hemiptera; Aphididae. The transcript is spliced from 4 exons. The record is from RefSeq and is a predicted model, not a curated record.